Hymenoscyphus albidus is the source of this 1422-nucleotide messenger RNA. Lineage: Eukaryota; Fungi; Ascomycota; Leotiomycetes; Helotiales; Helotiaceae. The record is from the annotation of a GenBank genome assembly.
AUGCUUUACUACACUGGAAAUAAUUCAGGACAGAUACCCGGAAAUCUCCCUCAGCCAUAUUACUGGUACGUCAUAUUCUUUGAUUAAUUUUACAAGUUGUCGCGUCAGCCUUGGAGGGUUGGGACAGCACUCAUUCGGAAGAUUGUUUAUAUCUCCUUGACUUGUUUUAAAUUUAUAUGCCACUCGUAAGAAUCGCAACGCUGACUCCAACAUCACAGGUGGGAAGCAGGUGCUAUGUUCGGAUCCAUGAUAGAUUAUUGGUAUUACACAGGCGAUCCGACGUAUAACGAGGUCACCACCCAGGUAAGACUUUCAUACACUAGGCGAAAUGACUGCGCAUACUAAAGGAGGAAUUAGGCGAUGCUUUGGCAAGUCGGCCCAAAUCAAGAUUAUAUGACACCCAACCAAACAAAAACCACCGGAAACGACGAUCAGAGUUUUUGGGGCCUCGCAGCCAUGACAGCAGCAGAAGUCAAUUUUCCUAAUCCCCCAGAGAACCAACCACAAUGGCUUGCACUCGCUCAAGCAGUAUUUAACACCCAAGUCCCACGCUGGGAUCCAACGACCUGUGGAGGUGGAUUAAGAUGGCAGGUCUUCCCAUUUAAUAACGGUUACAAUUAUAAGAAUGCAAUUUCGAAUGGAUGUUUCUUUAAUCUCGCAUCAAGGUUGGCUCGAUACACUGGGAAUGCAACAUACGCCGAAUGGGCGGACAAAGCAUGGAACUGGAUGCGCUCCAUCAGCCUCCUCGAUGACGCAUAUUACGUUUACGACGGCAGCGAUGACACAAUUAAUUGCACUAGACUUAAUCGUAUACAAUGGACCUACAACGCAGGCGCCUUGCUCCUCGGUGCCGCGACGAUGUAUAAUUACACCAACGGCUCACAAAUCUGGCAAGAACGCACAGAAGGUUUACUCAAAGCCACCGAUGUCUUCUUCCAAGACGGCAUCAUGUUCGAAGUCGCCUGCGAACCCGUCAACCGAUGCAACGUCGACCAACAAUCUUUCAAAGCCUACCUCUCGCGCUGGAUGGCCGCCACGACCAAAGCCGCACCCUUCACCUUCAACGCCAUCAUGGCACGUCUACGUCCUUCCGCCCAAGCAGCCGCGCAGCAAUGCGGAGGCGGCGACAACAAACGAACUUGCGGCAUGAAAUGGACCCAAGGCGCGACGUGGGAUGGCUCCUUUGGUGUGGGCCAGCAGAUGGCUGCCCUUGAGGUGGUGCAGGCUAAUAUGAUUGCACAGAGUCGCGCGCCUGUCACGAAUAGUACUGGUGGUACCAGUCCUGGAAAUCCGGCGGCGGGCACGGCGGGCACGGCGCUUUUUGAGAGGGUUACGAAGGGGGAUCGGGUGGGCGUAGGGUUCUUGACGACGUUUGUGCUUUGUUUGUUUUUGGGGAUGAUUUGGUGGAUGAUUAUUGAUUGA